AUGGCUGCCUACUACUCACAGCCCCAACCGGCGGGUCUUCUCACUUAUCACCAGUACUAUCAACCGCCUCCUCCGCCACCUCCGCCACCGCUUAUGGCGGUGGUACCACCACCACCCGGCGCGGUUGUCCCGCCGUCGCACCACGUACAUCCGCCGUACGUUGCUCAGCAUCAGCAGCAAGCGGUGUUCGGUUCUUACGGUGCUCCUCAGCCCUCCACCAACGAGGUUCGCACCCUAUUCGUAGCUGGGCUCCCGGAAGAUGUAAAGCCCCGCGAAAUCUACAACCUCUUCCGCGAAUUUCCCGGUUAUGAAUCUUCGCAUCUCCGCAGUCCCACCAAUUCGUCUCAGCCUUUUGCUUUUGCUGUGUUCGCCAGUCAGCAGUCAGCAAUCAUGGCAAUGCAUGCUCUGAAUGGGAUGGUGUUUGAUCUUGAAAAGGGUUCCACACUUUACAUUGAUCUGGCAAAAUCAAACUCUAGAUCCAAACGCACUAGGAUAGAUGAUGAGAGAGCUGGCGCGGAUAAGAAAGCUAGAAGCGUUUCAUCAUCAUGGGCCACUCCCGAUUCUGGUGUUAGCAGCAUUCACAUGCCUGGAAUGGGUAAUCCUGCUUUCAACACGAACACGUAUGGUUAUCCAUCUGCACAAAGUCUUGGGAAUGCUGAUGGGAGUGCUGCGAGUGAUGGCCUAUAUAUGAAUCUGUAUUUGCAUAACAAUGUGUUUGGUUCACAAGGGGCAGCUUAUUGGGCCAAGAGUGUUUUUGGGCUGUCAGAUGUUGGCCCUGGCAGUUUGGUACGUCAGUUUUUGCCUGACCACAAGCUUCCAAAGAAGAAGUCUUCAACUCCUUACAUUCCUCAAAACCCAACGCCAUGUGCAACUUUAUUCGUAGCUAAUUUGGGGCCGUCUUGUAAUGAACAAGAGCUAAUGCAAGUGUUUUCUAGAUACAGAGGAUUUUUGAAACUGAAGAUGCAGAGCACAUACGGGGCCCCAGUUGCAUUUGUGGAUUUCCAGGAUGUCACUACCUCAACUGAAGCUCUAAACAGUUUGCAAGGCACAAUUCUUCACUCCUCACAGACUGGCGAGGGAAUGCGUUUGGAGUAUCCUUUGUUCCAUGAGGAACAGCCAAAUGGCAGAGCAUACUCCCUACAAAUAAAUUAUCCACGAAUGAUUCCAUUCUCUUCACCACCUUCACAUGCUCCAGUUUCAACAUUUUCCGACACUUCCACCAUAUCUUCCAACUACCGGGUUCGGUCGUGUCGCCAAUUGUACCUCACGGAAGUGGGUAAAAAUGCUUUUGGGUUUUUCGACGAAAAAUAUGGGUCCAAAUCACGUCAUGUCCGUUCACAGGGGUCAAAGAGGAAGGAGGGGUCGAGUGAGUGA
Messenger RNA from Sphenostylis stenocarpa, 1374 nucleotides. The record is from the annotation of a GenBank genome assembly. Lineage: Eukaryota; Viridiplantae; Streptophyta; Magnoliopsida; Fabales; Fabaceae.